AUGACCUGUGAGGUCGUGGAUGUUCCUGCGAGGAAUAUUCUGGGGCGGGAUCAUGUACUUACUUCCAAGUAUUCAAGAGAAGCCCUUGUUGCUCGAGUUGGGGUUGUUGUCUUGGAUUACAUACUACCACUCGGUGGCUCUGGUCUCUUUCGAGGUUAUCAAUCGAAGAAAGACGAAGAAAACAGUGACCGACCGGAGAGUUCUCUAUUUAAACCAGAGCCCGAAGCCCCUCUCUCUUCCGUACGUCCAACCCAGAUCGUAAAGAAAGUCGCAGGUGGCUUUUCUGAUGGGAAAGAGUUCGAUAUUAAAAAUGUCCUAGAGAAAACGGGAUGGGAUGUAAAAAAUUUGGAAGUUCACAAUCAAGUCCCCGGGUAA
Molecule: messenger RNA, 375 nt
Organism: Paracoccidioides lutzii Pb01
Exons: 5
Coding region: 1-375 (124 amino acids)
Source: RefSeq, a predicted model, not a curated record